This is a messenger RNA of Arxiozyma heterogenica, 1290 nucleotides long. RefSeq names its product OSBP family protein. The transcript has a single exon. The record is from RefSeq and is a predicted model, not a curated record. NCBI's taxonomy places the organism in Eukaryota, Fungi, Ascomycota, Saccharomycetes, Saccharomycetales, Saccharomycetaceae. Gene Ontology annotation, cellular component: membrane; intracellular membrane-bounded organelle; cytosol. Gene Ontology annotation, molecular function: oxysterol binding. The coding region runs from base 1 to 1290 and encodes 429 amino acids.
AUGACAGACUACUCUGAAACAACCUCCUGGACGUCUUUUUUGAAAUCUGUAUCCUCAUUUUCUGGUGAUUUAUCUGCCUUUACUGCUCCACCUUUUAUUCUUUCACCAGUUUCGUUAUCAGAAUUCUCACAAUACUGGGGGACAUAUCAAGAUUUGUUUCUAGCGAUUGCCCAAAUAAAUAAACAUAACCACGAAGCUUUUUUCCCUCAGAUUAGAUCAGUCAAAUCACCAAAUGUAACAAGAAUGUUAGCUGUAUUACAAUGGUAUUUAGCCACUUUGAAAUGCCAAUAUACAUCUCGUACCCAAGGAGACCGCUUUGAAAAAAAACCCUUAAAUCCGUUUCUUGGAGAAUUAUUUGUUGGUAAAUGGGAAAAUGAUGGAUCAAAAAAGGAUGACACUAUUUUAUUAACAGAGCAAGUAUCACAUCAUCCACCAGUUAAUGCCUUUUCUAUUUUUAAUGAGGAUCAUAAUAUUCGCAUUCAAGGGUACACUCAAAUAAAAUCAUCCUUUUCAAAGACUCUAAAACUAAAUAUUAGACAAAACGGUCACGCCAUCCUGGAGACUAAUGGUCACUCAUUUCUCAUAACAUUACCAGCACUACAUUUGGAAGGUAUCAUUGUUGCAAGACCAUAUGUAGAAUUAGAAGAUAGUUCAUAUAUCCAAUCAUCUGAUGGUAUGAUAUGGAAGAUUGAUUAUUCUGGUAAGGGUUAUUUUUCAGGUCAAAAAAACUCUUUUAGUGCAUACUUAUACAAAAAUACCGCUGCAAUGGAGAAACGUGAUAAACCCUUGUUCACAGUAAGUGGACAAUGGUCUGGUGUCUCCACAAUUACUGAUGGCAAUAAAGAAGUAUUAUUUAGUGAUGUUUCCAAAUAUAAACCACAUUCGUUACGUGUAAAACCAAUAUCUGAACAACAUUGUUUAGAAAGUCGAAAAGCUUGGGAUGAUGUUGCUAGAGCUAUUGAAUUAGGUGAUAUGAAAUUAAUUUCACAAACUAAAAGUAAGCUAGAGAAUGAACAAAGACAAUUAAGGAAAAAGGAAGAAGCGGGAAACACACCUUGGCAGAAUAGAUGGUUUGAAAAGAUCGAUAUAAUCGAGGAGCAGAUACAACCUGACUUGAAUGGUAAUACAUAUAACAAAUUAGUUGCAUUAUCCAAAAUGGCAGGUCUAUCAACUAAAAAUAUCCAAAGCGGUCAAAAGUUAGGGAGUAGAGAACAUAGAAAAUGUAACACAGCAUUACAUUGGGCUUUUAUUCAAGAUAAAUGGUUGCAGGAGGAAGAUAUCAAAGUAUAG